Molecule: messenger RNA, 2636 nt
Organism: Caenorhabditis angaria
Lineage: Eukaryota; Metazoa; Nematoda; Chromadorea; Rhabditida; Rhabditidae
Source: the annotation of a GenBank genome assembly
AUGUCGACACCAUCUUCAACCACAUCAUCGGUGCCGACAUCAGUUGUUUCCACUGAACCAGCUGAUUCGAUUUUCAAUUCACAAGGUGGAGAUAUUCAAUCUGGAGAACAAUCAUGGUGGAAAAGGUUGGUUUUUGUGUGAUAUUUUCUGGAAAAAAAAUCUGCUUCUGGAUUUAUCUGAAAAACUUAUUAUUCACAGAUUUUCCCGAAUAACUAAACUUCUUUUGUAAUUUUGAGAAUUUAGAAAAAUAAUAUAGAAAAAUUGCAACUUAUUUUAAUUUUUUCUCAAAUUGUAUCAGAGUUCCAAAUAAAAAAAAAGUUCUCAUAAGCUGAAAAAAGGUCAAAAAUAUAGAAUUUGAUCAUUGACACUAUAAAAACUUUCCGGAUUCUCCAUGGAAUUUCUCCUGCAGUUAAAAAAAUAUUGAUUUUUUAAAGUUUCGAAAAAAAGGCCGAUGUUUUCAGAAAAUCAAAAUCUUUAAAAUUUGUCGGUUCAAAAAAUCCGAAAAUGGGCCAUUUCCAUUUCUCGAUUUCACAUUUCCAGCCAAGAUUCUAGCAGAUAAUAUUUGCACUAAAAAUUUUCUAACAAAAAACAACAGGACCCUUCGAAAGUUUACUGUAGUUUUUUUUGAAAUUAUUAUAUAUUGAUGCAUUCUGCAAGAACUUUUAAAUUCGAAGAGAUUUGGUGGAAAAAUUCGUAGUUGUUAUUUUUUGGAUCUCAACUCUCAAAAUAUUUCAGAUCAAUGAUAAACUCAGAUAACAAAGUGUUAUUUGGAACAUGGGAUGGAGUAUUCGCAACAGUUAUGACAAAUAUAUUCGGAAUCAUUGUAUUUCUUCGACUUGGUUGGAUUGUUGGAACAGCUGGUGUUGCGAAUUCAAUACUUUUACUUGGAAUUUGUACUUCUCUUGCACUGAUCACUGUUUUCUCAGCAAUUGGAAUUGUUGAAAGAUGUCAAAUCCGAAGUGGUGGAAUAUUUUUCCUUGUUUCUCAUGUUCUUGGACAUCAAAUUGGUGGAGCUGUUGGAUUGAUUUAUGCAUUUGGACAAGCUGUUGCGACUGGAUUAGUUGCUGUUGGAUUUGGAGAAUCUGUUGCUCAUCUUUUUGAUUCUGAAAGUCGACUUCUUAUUAAAUUUAUUGCUAUUCUAACUCUUAUAUCUCUAACAGGUAAAUGUCCAUUAUUUUUUUCAAACAUAAUUUUUUUUCAAAAUCAUUUUUAGCUGUUAACACUGCUGGAGUUACUUGGGUUGUCCGACUUCAAAUUGUUCUUUUAUUCACAAUUGCUCUUGCUGUCACUGAUUUUCUUUUUGGUGCUCUUUUCACAUCAGAUCCUGGUUUGUUUGUUCGAUUUACAUCUAUGAAAUGAAAUUGCAUUUAUUUAGAAUCUGGAAUUAAUCGUUUUUCAUCUGCUCGAAUUCGUCUCAAUGCUGAACCCCAUUAUGAAUCUGUCAAUUGUUCUGUUGUUGGAAUUCCUCGAAUUAUUCCGGAACAAUCAUUCUUCACAGUAUUUGGUGUUUUCUUUGCCAAUUUCUUGGGUGUUCUGGCUGGUGUAAAUAUGAGUGGAGAUUUGAAAACUCCUCAUAAAAGUAUACCAUUGGGUGAAUUAUCGGCUGUUGGUGUCAGUUCAACAAUCUGUUUCAUUUUUAUAAUGAUUCUUGGCGGCGUUGGAAAUCGUAUGUCUUUGUUAUGUGAUACAAUGAUAUCUGAAAAAGUUGCUUUGACUGGAAUUGUUUUCCUUGUUGGAUUAUAUGUUUGUUCACUCUCUUCAACUGUUGGAUCACUUCUUGGAACUCCUCGAGUUUUACAAGGAAUUGCUGCCGAAGGAAUAGUUCCUUGUUUGAAUUUAUUGGCUCAAGGAAGCGGACCAAAUGAUAAUCCAAUUCUUGCCGGAUAUCUUCUGAUGGGUGUAGCAUCUGUUUUCGUUCUGUUGGGUGAUUUGAAUCAACUUGCAAUCCUUUCAACAAUGCCUUUCCUUAUUACUUAUGCAUACGUUAAUUAUGCCUACGUUUCACUAGCAAUGAGUUAUGAUUUGCAAACAGUUCAAGAAGCUGCGGAGUCAGAAGUAACAGGAUAUGGAUCAACUUCGAAAAUGAGUGAACUGAAUGAUCUUUUCCCGGAGAGAAAAGAAACUAGUACUACUGAGAACGGAAUUGUUGGACAGGAACCGACUUGGUAUGCCAUGUUUAGUAACAGAUAUAUUGCAUUUGUAGGAGUAAGUAUCAAUGUUUGAUUUUAAAAAAUUAAAUUACAUCAUUUUCAGUUUUUGGUUAAUCUGGCUAUAAUUUUACUGAUUCAUUGGUGGUUUGCAGUCGUUCACUUCGCUGCUUUCAUCGCACUUUAUGUAUAUAUUGGAAAAGCAUGUCCAACUUGUGGACCUGGAAUUUCUACUUUCUCACUUUGCCAUAUGUUCAAAACGGCUUUCUCUUCUUUAGAAACUUUUAGACUAGGAACUACUACAGUUCUCCCACAGGUAAAUUUCAAAUAUCUGAAUUUUCGAACAAUAUCUCUCCCUAAUGAAAGUCUGAAUUUCAGACCAACAUGGCUACUGAUGUUUCAACUUCACAAAUAUCGGAUGUCAAUCAAGAUUACCAAGAUCGAAGACAAUACCAUCAUGCGGAAAACGUCACACAUCAACUAGAUUAA